CCACUCCUCCGUUAGCACACGGAUGCUGCUGAUGACAGCUAACAGUUAGCUGGUGUUUUAGCUACUUGGAAAGAUGGCUGGGGACUUCCGAGGCUUCGCGCUGGAAAAAGCUGAACUGCUUUCCAGCCGUUUGAAGGAGGUCCUGUCUUCGGGGCAGGGGUUUGUUCGGGCUCAGUUCGGGGUGGAUUUGGGUCUGGAGCCCGAGCUGUACCCGACGUGGGUCAUCCUGUCCACGGCCGCGGUGGGUCUGCUGCUGCUGCUCGCUCUGUCCUGGGCCGCCGCCGUCUGUGGCGGGGCGCUCGUCGCGAAAAAGCGGGGAUCCCCGGUCAUCCGAGGCAGCUGUGAGCCCGAGAAGGCCAAUUUAGCUAAAACGGCCAAACCAGAAGAACAGAAGAAGAGGAACAAGAAGAAAACGCUUGACAAGAAGAAUCAAUCCAACGGACAACCAGUGGCUGUACCUCAGGAGGAAGUUAAAGUGACUGAGGCAGUUUCCAAGCCAGCCCCGCAGAUCAAAACUGAGAAGGUGCAUGAGGUACAGGCCCCAGUGCAGGUGAAAAAGAACAAGAAGAAAACCAAGACAGAUGUGAAACCGGUUCAGCACGUGUCUACAAAUGACGGGAAGGAACCUGACGAUGGCGCAUGGGAGACCAAAGUCAGUAACCGAGAGAAGAAGCAGCAGCGUAGAAAGGACAAGGGCUCUGAGGACUCUGGUAGUCCAGGAGGGGUGGAGGCUCCAAAGGGAAAUGUGGAGGCUCAUGUUGCCCCAGCGCCUACCAAAACCAGGAAGAACAGAGGAAACCACGAGUCCCUGCAUUCAAGAGCCACUGGGAAAGGGGAUGCAGCCAGUGGAGCUGUGUCUACCAGCUGGAGAGAGGAGCCUUCAGUCAAUGGUGGAGGUUUGACUGACAUUUCCAUGAAGAUCCCUGGACAGAUGGGUCUCAUGGAGGGAACCAAGUGGAGUACAUCUACACAUUACAGGGCCCCACCUAAACGCCAGUCCUGGGCACAGGAGCCGCAAGCGGUUUGGGGUGGCAUUGAUGGCCGAAUAAAGGCUGACCUCAACCCUGUGUCCUUGUCCAUGCUGGGUCGAAACACCAGAGAACCAAUGUCAAAUUCAAUGGAGAUGCAGUUGGCGAGCCACGCUGAUGUUGAUGAUGAAUGGUCUGGAUUCAAUGGAAUAGCAGCAGUGGACCCCAGCUCCGACUGGAACGCCCCAGCAGAGCACUGGGGAAACUAUGAAGAGCCCCCUCUGUUGGUGACACCAGCACCUCCACCAAAGGAACAACCUGUCCCCCACAAGCUAUCAGAGGAUGAGAAGGACACCGAGGAUCCCUCCAGUGGAGCAUCCAAAUCCAAGAAGAAGAGAAAAAAGAAGAAGAAAGCUGAAGAGGAGACUGCCACUGAGGCUCAGCCGGUGAGCAGUGCACCCCAAGAACUUCCUGUGCCGGCCUCCAAAAAGCAGAAUCCCAGCAUAUCCUCCUCUCAGAAGAAGUCUGAGCAGAUUGCUGAGCCUCCGAAGCCCUCCCAGAAGAAAAAGGCCCGAAAAGAAACAUGAAGUCACAUCACAGGUCCCUACAAAGCAUAUGCAAAUGAUUGUUAAAAGUGUCACAUGCAAUAAUUACCAGGUACAGAGUUUCUUUCUGAGACACAUCAGCAGUUUAUCAGUUACCGGAACAAAAAGAAAACAAGCAGUGGGUGUUACCUGCUUGGCUAAAUAUAGUGGUGAAAUGUGGUCCUAUGGACUGAAAUCUUAAAACUAAUUUGCACUAUUUGCUACACUGCAACCAGAGUGGAGUUUCUGGGGAUGUGGACUUGCAGUGGAGGUACGUGUUUAUGUAAUUAUUUUUUAAGGCAUCAAAAGUGUUUCUUCCCCUCCGUGCGUGUGUUUAUAAUUGUUAAUCCAAAAAUACAAAACAGAUUUUAUUUUUAUUUUUUUUGUUUAUAUGAAAAUUUUAGUUAAAAGAGACAUGUGAUUUUUGCUUCCCAGAAUAUUGCACUUUGUUUUGUUUACCUUGCUGCUGCUGCUCCUAUAUCAAUUACUGAAAUGUGUGGGAGCAAGCUGCAUGUGAGGGCUGGUCUCAGAUCAGAAUAUAUAAGUCUGUCUCAGUACAACUCUCACGUGCCCAUAUGUACGUUGAAAGAGUUAAGGGUUGCUGUAAUUAUCUCCCCUCUCCAUUCUGGCCAUGAAGUGAUGCCCUCAUAGAGCAACUGCAAAAUCCACUCUUCUUUUUAUUGAUGAGAAACUUACACAAAGCCUUAUAUUAGUUUUGGCUAAUAACAUAAGACUGCACCUAAAAUGCAUUUUCUACCCCAUUUCCUGCAGCGUUGUCGCUCUACGAAGGUGUCGGUGCACGGCCAGUAUGGACAGCAGAAAUCAGCAACCUAUAACUCUUUAAGCGCACAGAUUGCAUAUGACUGUUGUGUUAAGAUAGAUUUGACUUUUCUUUUGAGUAUAAAAGCUCCAUCAGAAAGAGUGGCAGCUGUGGUCAGGUUGAAUCCUGUGUCAGUGACAGUGGUGAGAAGUUUCACAGCCAAAAAAAAAGUAUCUUUUCCAUAGAAACUUCUCCACAACCAGUCGUGCAGCGUAAUCCACCUCUUCACUGUCCAUCCAUGUGAUCUAAACAUUUAUUGUUUUUCCAAAAUAUGGUUAGAUACACUAAUGCCUGCGCUUCACAGCUGUGGGGAGAAACAUAGCUCUGCACUGAAGCUGUGUAUUUAGUCAGAUUUUAUUGAAACUAUGGCAGUUUGGAGCACACCGACAGCUCAGACGUCACUGAUUCAUGACUUAUGGAUCAGAGCAGGUAAUGUAAACUGAUCCAGGAUUCACAGUGGGGACUGUUGGUGUAGAGAGCACAGUAACUGAUCUGAACCACCAGGAGGCACUAAUGUGAAGUAAAGGAGUAGUGGGAUUAUCUGAUAAAGCAGUAGCACCAUUAAGUGUUGUCCCUCUACCUUUAUCAUUCUGAGUGCAUCUGUCUUUAUCUGACUAGACUGUGUGUUGAUUUUUUUUAGAGAAUUGAUUUUUAAAAAAAACAUUUUUCUUCAGUUUUUUGUGCUAGAGAAAGCCAUGCCAUAUGUACAGAUUGUAAGGGCUUUUUCCAGUUCUGUGAUUGCACUGUGCAAACGGCUAUGUGGAGUUCCUUUUUGAUGUCGAUGAAUUGUUUUUUUACUACCUUUUUGCGGAAUGUGAAAUGUGUAACUUUUUUGGUUGUUACAUGACUUCCAGGAUGUAUGAUGGGGGAUUUUUUUGACGAAUUGAGAAUGAAGACAUACAUAUACAUAUGGAGCAGCUUUACUUCCACAUGAAAGUUGGUUUUAAACAAGAUACACGCACACACACAAUUACACAUAUAUAAAAGGAAUUUUAUUCCAUUGCCUUAACCUGUAGUUGUAUAGAAAGUGCAUUGGCAUCCCUUUUUAUAGUUUCCAUCCAAUUGCAAGUUUUGAUGUCAGAAAUUAAUUUCAUCUUGCAUGACUUUGAUAAUAGUACUUGUGUACAUGAAAUUAAAUGAACGAUUUCUUGCUUUAACUGUUAGUUUGGGUCCUGGAGUACCACUCGGUGUAUAUACUGUAAUAGCUUUUUUUAAUGAGACAAGUUGCAGCUUUUCUGUGGGCAUCCAAUUUAGCGGACAUUAACAGGAGUCCGUUGUUGUAGGCAAAGAGCCUUAGUGCUUCAAGGUGUUGAUCAGCUGGUGUUGGUAGACCUGAUAGAACAAAAUGAUAUGUCGCUGUGGCUUCAGGCGCCCUUUGUUUAAUUUUUACUGAUGAUUUACGAUUGAUUCAAUCAAUGUAUUUAUAUACUUGUCACUAGGAAAUGGUGAUGUGAAUGAUUUUGUUUAACAAGGAGAUAAAAAUGAUAUUUCUGUUUGUUUGGUGAAAAUGAAAAAUAAAUGAGACAUGCUUGAUAUCACA
This is a messenger RNA of Morone saxatilis (striped sea-bass), 3912 nucleotides long. RefSeq names its product metadherin a (gene mtdha). Gene Ontology annotation, cellular component: nucleus. The transcript is spliced from 12 exons. Bases 74 to 1555 code for a protein of 493 amino acids. The record is from RefSeq and is a predicted model, not a curated record. Gene Ontology annotation, biological process: positive regulation of angiogenesis; regulation of transcription by RNA polymerase II; negative regulation of apoptotic process. Lineage: Eukaryota; Metazoa; Chordata; Actinopteri; Moronidae. Gene Ontology annotation, molecular function: transcription coregulator activity.